GGCUUUACAUUUAUCACACAUUUUGGCACGAAUCUUUGCUCCAGUUACAGCACAAACUUCUCGUUUGAUAAACAUGAAUUUUCCACUGAAUUUUGCUUCUACAGCGACCCUUUUGGGGAUUUUCCUGCUCCUGGCGGGACCCAUACACUCGAAUCACUUUGCCAGUCAGCUGUAUAGCCAGGCAUCCCAUGGGAACCAUCAUAGGAACAUUGUUCUGUCGCCAGCCACCACAAAUAUGGCCCUGGGUCUGGUCUUCUUUGGGAUGAGGGACUGCCCGGAGCUGACACAGGUGCUGGAUACGAUGCGACACGGCGAUCUGGCCACGGAUGUCAUCAAGAUGGUGAAUCGUUUGUAUGUGGACCGGAAUAUCCAGCUGAUGCCCGCCUACCAGGAGGCCAUCUACGACGAUCGCAUGGGCAAGCCGGCCAAGACGGUAGAUUUCAGUGAUCCCCAUGUCGCGAGCGAAGAGAUAAACUCCUUUGUGCGCAUCCUGACGGACAACAAGAUCCAGCAGUUCAUACAUCCAGGCCUCCUGGACAAGGACACCAAAAUGGCCAUUGCGAAUGCCGCGUACUUCCAUGGCCAAUGGGCCAAGACCAAGUAUACGAAGCGCCUUCCCUUCUAUACCUUGAAUGGCACAGAGCUGCUGGUCGACACCCUGGAGACAUACGAUGUCCUGCGCUAUGGCAGCAUCGAUUCUAUGGACGCCCACGUCGUAGAGUUGCCCUACCAGGGCGAACUCUCCAUGGUCAUCAUUCUGCCCCGCCAUCGCGGUCAGAGUCUGGCCAGCCUCAGUAGCCUCAUACGAAAUGUCGAUCUCGUGCCGCUCACAGAGAACCUCACCAAAGAGUUUGUCCAUUUGCAGCUACCGAAGUUCCAAGUGGAGACACGACUGCCCCUGGAGACGAUACUGCGACCCCUGGGCGUAAAGACCAUAUUCCAUGCACCCGUUCUCAACAAAAUUAUCGCCAGUCGCGAUAAAAACCAUAAAAUUGGCACCAUUAUGCAUUUUAGCUCCAUUGAGGUGAGUGAAUCGGGCCGCGGAUAUUCUCCUCUGAUGAUGGUUAACCAGCAAAUGGACAGGCAACCCCACAAAUUCUGGGCCAAUCAUCCGUUCAUCUUUGCGAUCAAGGAUGCAAAUCAUAUCUAUUUCAUGGGACAUGUGGUGGCACCCGUAUAGAAGCCCAGGGCAUCAUAAAAAAUAGCUUUUUAUUUAACAGAAUGAUAAUAAAUCGCUUUGGAACCUUUA
This is a messenger RNA of Drosophila obscura, 1249 nucleotides long. Its product is annotated as serine protease inhibitor 42Dd-like. The record is from RefSeq and is a predicted model, not a curated record. Gene Ontology annotation, molecular function: serine-type endopeptidase inhibitor activity. NCBI's taxonomy places the organism in Eukaryota, Metazoa, Arthropoda, Insecta, Diptera, Drosophilidae. Bases 74 to 1180 code for a protein of 368 amino acids. The transcript has 2 exons.